AUGCCGAGAGUCGACGAAGACUCAAAGGGUAAUCAAGUGAUCCGUGCAGAUUCUGACCUUCCCGACGAUGAGGAUGGCAAAGGUUACAUUUGGUACGAAAUGGGCCUUUUCACACAGUGGAAGAAAGCAGGCCAUUCCAGAGCGUUGUGUAUCGAUGCUCCAGAGAAACUGCAAUCAGAACUUCAGAGUGCGCUCCAAAGCAGAGACAUCACACUUAAUUUUAGCGACCCGUUUGCUCUGCAUACCUCUAUACUGGACCAAAUGUUUCAUCUGUACGAUACUUCUGUUUGGAGAGUGCGCAAUCCGGUCCGCAAAGUCGAGAAGGCUCGCGAAACCAUAAAGAAGGAGAGAGCAGAGAGAAAGAAGCGGCCAAACGAUGAGAGUGUUUCCCAUACCGGAUUUCGGGACGCUGCACGAGGUUUCAAGACACGCUAUCCACGUUUCAGAGAUUCUGUCAGUGACGAUAGAAACCCUGCAAGGCUUACAGACGCAGCAGAAGUCAAUUUACCAAUGUUUGACGGAUCUGGAAAAGACCUACACAGAGCAAGCCCAAGAGUAUUUGAGCUUUCAACUCCAACUAGUAGCCAGCCUCAAGGCUCGAUCAGUCUCGAACCACGAAAGGCUGAAGAACGAAAUCGAAUUGGUAAUUCCUUCCCAUCGGCCUCCACUCCUUUAGAAGGACGACAGAAACCUUAUCGAACACAGGCUUACACGGUCCUCGUCCUCCAAGAUAGCGAAGUGAUGAGGACGGUCGCACUUCUGACGAUGAUUUUGCUACCUCCAACAUUCCUAUCGACGUUCUUUAGCACGACGUUCUUCAGUUUCGAGGAAAGCGGUUGGAGAGUAUCGCGUGCGAUAUGGAUAUAUUUUAUUAUCGCCGUUCCGGUUACUUUGAUAUGUCUUGGUAGCUGGCAUGUCUGGCUGUACGGCACAGGUAAGGCACGAGCAAUACUGAACAAGUAUGUCGAGCGGAGACGUACACUGGCUGCAAGAGGUGGUGUUCAGAGUGUAUGA
Messenger RNA from Exophiala bonariae, 1014 nucleotides. RefSeq lists its product as uncharacterized. NCBI's taxonomy places the organism in Eukaryota, Fungi, Ascomycota, Eurotiomycetes, Chaetothyriales, Herpotrichiellaceae. Bases 1 to 1014 code for a protein of 337 amino acids. The transcript is spliced from 3 exons. The record is from RefSeq and is a predicted model, not a curated record.